Guillardia theta CCMP2712 is the source of this 1719-nucleotide messenger RNA. RefSeq lists its product as hypothetical. Lineage: Eukaryota; Cryptophyceae; Pyrenomonadales; Geminigeraceae. The record is from RefSeq and is a predicted model, not a curated record. Bases 1 to 1719 code for a protein of 572 amino acids. The transcript has a single exon.
AUGAAGCCCUCACAAGCCGAGCCUUACGUGAGGCUUGUUGCAUGUCUUGCGUUCCUUGAUGUGUCAGAACUAGGACUACGAAAGAUUGCAGGGAUGCAUGCCUUACUUGAAGAAGCGUAUCCGAAGCAUGUUCGUUAUUUCCUCCAGAAGCAUGCUAGUGAAAUACCGGGUUUGACAGAGGACUUGUUGUUGUACAAAUCAAGGAAUCAGCCAUGGCCAGGAUCCAGCAUCAUGGAGUUUUACCAUGAUACUAAAGAUUUGAUAGACAACCAUUACAAUCCCGAGUUCCUUGCUCUUUGCAAUGCAGACGGCUCUUUGCCGCCCGGACGAAGUCUGGAAGAACUUCGCAUGGCAACAAAGGAGCAGUUGUGGAAUAAGCACCAACUCGAACUUGUCGCCAAGAAUAUGCAGGCAGCGCCUUCCGAACCUCUGCCGCAGACUCCCGAUCCCCUAGAAGCGCAGGAGAGUCUCGAAUCACCGGAAUUGUUGGCAGAACAGAAAAAGAACGGAAGUGGGCGUAGCAAGCAGACAUCAGUCAUACCUUUCGAUGUCACCAACCCUGUUCACAGAGAUUGGACCCCCUUAGGUUGGAUCGCAUGGCUGCACCUUGGUUUAGGUUCUCCAGAACCUCAUGAUAACUUUUCACUGAAACCCAGCGGAGGCGAUGUACCUCCGGUACAGAAUCAGAUGAAACCCGACUUCCAUCAGCGUAUGUCGAGAAGCAGAUCUGAACAACGUCGGAGACUGCGAGAGAAAAAUCGUCGAACACAAGAGGAAUUGGGACGUAGAGCCACAGACCUACCGGCCCCGGAUAGUCUUUCCAAUGUUGUCAUGGCUGCAGGGGAUAGACUCAUGUGUCAAUAUCGACAAAGUCAAGAACGUACACAGAGGAUCAACAAUCUGCAGUUGCUCAUGCAACUCACAGAUCCAGGUAGUUCCGAACACGCACAGGCUAAGGCAGAACUCUUGCAGCUUUUGAAGAGUACAGCUGAACAUGACAACCUCCCAAGUGUGGCACCCGACUUCCAUCAGCGUAUGUCGAGAAGCAGAUCUGAACAACGUCAGGGAUUGCGAGAGAAAUAUCGUCGAACACAAGAGGAAUUGGGACGUAGAGCCACAGACCUACCGGCCCCGGAUAGUCUUUCCAAUGUUGUCACGGCUGCAGUGGAUAGACUCAUGUGUCAAUAUCGACAAAGUCAAGAACGUACACAGAGGAUCCGCGAACGCAACCAGAUGAUCCGCGAACGUACACAGAGGAUCAACAAUCUGCAGUUGCUCAUGCAACUCACAGAUUCAGGUAGUUCCGAACACGCACAGGCUAAGGCAGAACUCGUGCAGCAACACGCACAGGCUAAGGCAGAACUCGUGCAGCUUUUGAAGAGUACAGCUGAACAUGACAACCUCCCAAGUGUGGCUCAAUGGGAAUGUGCGUCUGGUACACCUGGCCCGUCAUCCAUGCUUCCAGGGUCUGUAACGAAUUCCAGGAACAUGGGCAUUGCAUCUCCUGCCUCAUCUGUGGUUGCCACCCCUGUAUCUCUGUCGGACCAACGUAUCUUCACCAAUGAUGCGCUUGGAACGACAGAAAAUUGUUCUCCUCAAUCACGUGUUCGUGCAAGGCCAAUGGAUUUGGACAGAUUGUUCAAAAAAACCAGAACGAACAACGUGGAGAAGGUCACAACAGCGAUUUCUCACAUAGAUGGGCACAACUGUCCAGUGUGA